CAUUGCUGUAAGCAUGGGGAAAGGCCUCUGUCUGAUUAGCAUUCAGUCCUUGCACAGACUGCAUCAAGGAACUCCAUGGCCAGCCCCCCUCCUCUCUCCUUCACGUUCUCACUCUCUCCCCCCUCUUUCUGCAUCAUUCUGCUGGACCAGAACCCCUCAGUACAAAACAAAAGAAACAUCUUGUGUGAUAAAGAUUUCGGCAACAGAUGUAUUAUUGUAUAAGGCCAUUGGAAAGCAGCUAAAUAAAGACAGUUUAAGUCUGACUGAUGAGCCCAUGUGAUGAACGUAACCUCCCAAGUCAGUCCAGACGUGGACCAGGCUCAGCAUGUGGCCCAAUGAGAGCUCUGAAAAUCAAAGGUGAUUAGAAGUGACCGACUGUCAUCCUUACCGUCAAACUCAAGGGACCCGUUUGAUUGGUGCCUUGAGGACCUCUCAAGAUUUCUUUAAACACUCAAGCAGAUCAAAAGAACACCAACACAAACCAACACAGCUACAGAUUAUGCCUAUAGGCUCCGACGUGCAGUGUAGAUAAGAAUAUCUCUGAAACCAUGGCAGACCCCUAUCACAACAACAUUUACCACCAAGGAGAUGGAGACAGCUAUGGGACGUAUGGACAGGGAGGACAGGAUGGCUAUGGAUAUCAGACUGACUACCCUCCACAGGAGGAAGACGCCGCCAGUGACGUCACCGAGGGACACGAUGAAGAAGAUCAAAUGUAUGAAGGGGAGUACCAGGGCAUCCCCCACCCGGAUGAGGUCAAGGCUGCCAGGAGGGCGGCAAGAGCGAAAGCGAGGACCGUAGCGGACGUCGUGUCAGAUCAGGAGGAGCUUGCUGAACAAUACGAGGACAUCAUGGAGGACUGUGGACAUGGGAGGUUCCAGUGGACCCUGUUUGUGGUGUUGGGUCUGGCUCUUAUGGCGGACAGCGUGGAGUGCUUUGUAGUAGCCUUGGUGCUACCCAGUGCAGAGAAAGACAUGUGUUUGUCCCACGCUGAGAAGGGAAUGCUGGGUUUGAUAGUUUUCCUGGGAAUGAUGUUCGGUGCAUUUAUUUGGGGUGGCCUGGCUGAUAAAGUCGGUCGACGGAAAUGUUUGAUUAUCGUUCUGGCCAUGAACUGCAUCUCUGCCUUCUUCUCCUCAUUCGCACAGGGAUACGGCUUCUUCCUGUUUUUCAGGCUGGUCUCUGGAAUUGGGAUCGGGGGCUCCGUCCCAAUCGUGUAUGCGUACUUCUCUGAGUUCCUGCAGAUGGAUAAAAGAGGAGAACAUCUCAGCUGGCUCUGCAUGUUCUGGAUGAUGGGGGGCAUCUACGCCUCCUUCACCGCCUGGGGCAUCAUCCCUCGAUAUGGUACAUGCAUAUACCUUCUAUAUGUAAAGCGGUUUAUGGAUAAAGCCAGCCCCUUUUUUUUUGUUGUUUGUUGUUUUUUGAUAUUUUUUUGGUGUGGUUUUUGUGUGUGGGCAGAGUUUUAGUUUUACAGAUGUGGAGUGUUUUUUUUGUUGUGUGCUCUCCCAGCUAUAGCAGCUUUUCUUGGGCUAAUGUUCAUGCCUGAGAGCCCACGCUUCCUACUGGAGAAUGCUAAACAUGAUGAGGCCUGGAUGAUCCUAAAACAGGUUCAUGACACCAACUGGAGAGCCAAAGGAGAACCUGAGAGAGUGUUUACUGUAACUCAUAUCAAGACUCCAAAGACACAGGAAGAUGAGUUCAUUGAGAUUCAGACUGCAACUGGAACUGCUUUCCAGAGAUGGGUGGUUCGAACUUUGACACUAACCAAGCUGGUCAUGAAAAAUGUUUUGUCCCUCUUCGGUCGUGAUCUAAGACUCGCUACUCUGCUAAUGGCCAUCAUAUGGUUCACAAUGGCAUUUAGUUUUUACGGGCUAUCAGUGUGGUUUCCUGACAUGAUCAAACACCUCCAGCAUGAGGAGUAUGAAUCCAAGGUCAAAGUAUUUAAUCGGGAAAAGGUGGAGCAAUUUCAUUUCAACUUCUCUUUGGAGAACCAAGUCCAUAAAGAGGGAGAAUACAUCAAUGAUAAGUUCAUCAACAUUGAGAUGAAGUCUGUGAAGUUUGAAGACUCCUUAUUUGAGGACUGCUACUUUGAGAACAUCCGAUCCACAGACACCAUCUUUGAGAACUGUACCAUCCGCAGUACUGUGUUUUACGACACAGAUUUAUAUGAGGAAAAGUUCAUUGACUGUACAUUAGAGAACGUCACUUUCCUGCACAACAAGAAAGGAUGCCAUUUAGACUAUGAGGAGGAGAACGAUGUCCUCAUCUACUUGGUCAGCUUCUUAGGCAGCUUAGCUGUGCUGCCUGGAAAUAUCAUCUCAGCACUCUUCAUGGACAAGAUUGGACGAAUCAAGAUUAUAGGGGGUUCAAUGCUUAUUUCUGCUGGCUGCACCUUUUUUCUUUUCUUGAGCUUUAGUCAGGCAGCCAUCAUAGCCUGGCAGUGUCUGUUUUGUGGCGUUAGCGUAGCAGCGUGGAACGGCAUUCAAGUCAUCACCGUGGAACUCUACCCAGCUUCAAAAAGAGCCACAGCGUUUGGAGUCUUAAAUGCCAUUUGUAAGUUCGCGGCUAUAUUGGGAAGCUCAAUCUUUGCCUCAUUCGUAGGCAUUACCAAAGUCAUCCCCAUUCUGCUGUCCUUCGGUGCUCUGGUCGGUGGUGGAGUGUUGGCCCUGAAACUGCCUGAGACCAGAGAGAAGGUCUUGCUGUGAAAAUUUGAAGCUGAAGGUUUGGUCCAAGCCAUUAUAUUUAACCAUUAGUGUGGAGAAAACAACUGCUGGCAUGUGUAAAAUUGGGCUUAUUCAAGAG
Molecule: messenger RNA, 2799 nt
Organism: Cyprinus carpio (common carp)
Lineage: Eukaryota; Metazoa; Chordata; Actinopteri; Cypriniformes; Cyprinidae
Product: synaptic vesicle glycoprotein 2B-like
Exons: 13
Biological process (GO): transmembrane transport
Cellular component (GO): membrane
Molecular function (GO): transmembrane transporter activity
Source: RefSeq, a predicted model, not a curated record